AUGGUCCAGGAGCAUGAGCAACAAGGAAGCCAGGUGACGGAGCUGCAGGGAGAGCUGGCUGCCCAGACACAGCGGGUGGAAGCCCUGGAGGCAGAGCUGCAGGGUCUGAGGCAGUUGUUGGGGCAAGAUGCAGAGGAGAGCGAGGAGAAGGAAAAGAAAGAAGUUGAAGCAUCGCCCCAGGUCCAGGAGGCUCCUGAUGGCCAUGGCCCCAAGCCCACGCACUGGAGGUGCGUGUGGCGCCCCGGCAUGGAUAUCAGGAGCGAGCGUACGGUGCAGCGCAAGGGAGUGGUGGGCUUCCUGAGCUGUGGCGAAGUCUUCAAUGUGAUCCAAGAGUGGCGAGGCAGAGAGGGCACCCUCUUCCUCAAGCUUGCCGGUAACAAGGGUUGGGUCUUCGACAAGACCCGUACCGGCACCUUCUGCGUGCCAGUGGGAAGCGAGUGGCAGGACUGGCGAGGUCCUGAGGGCCACAAGGCCUGGACGGCCAACAACAGAGACCAGCACGGAUCCUGGAACAACGCCCCCAGCGGGAAUGGUCGCGAUCGCGGAGGCGACAAGUGGAAGUGGGCAUGCGAUCACAAUGACCGUGGUUGGGGGAGCAGCAAGGAGUCCAGCUCUUCUUGGAAAGGCCAAGAAGACAAGUGGGCAUGGAAGCAGAACGAUCGUGAUACUUGGCGCCAUGAGCAUGCAGGGAGCGGCAACGAGUGGAAGUCUGGGGGCUACAACGGCCAGAACAAGACGGAGUCACACAAGAAUUCGUGGUGA
This is a messenger RNA of Symbiodinium necroappetens, 762 nucleotides long. The record is from the annotation of a GenBank genome assembly. NCBI's taxonomy places the organism in Eukaryota, Dinophyceae, Suessiales, Symbiodiniaceae.